Messenger RNA from Strongylocentrotus purpuratus (purple sea urchin), 1387 nucleotides. RefSeq lists its product as uncharacterized. Lineage: Eukaryota; Metazoa; Echinodermata; Echinoidea; Camarodonta; Strongylocentrotidae. Gene Ontology annotation, cellular component: trans-Golgi network. The record is from RefSeq and is a predicted model, not a curated record. The coding region runs from base 351 to 1145 and encodes 264 amino acids. The transcript has 9 exons.
AGUAUACAGAGUCACGGGAUACAUUCUAGCAGCCUUGAUCUUGCAAAUUAAUGAAUUUGUCUCGGUUUUACGUUCACAAAGACAAAGACAAAGAUCAAAGAAGACUCAAAGUCAUUACCGAAUAUCGCAAGUAGAUAAACCUGUCACCCUUCCUUUGUUUGUGUUACAAUACAUGGUUGCUUCGCCUUCCUGGACGGCAAUUCCAAACUUAGGAGUGAUUUCCGAUCAGAAUUUUGUUGUACCAGCAGACCGGUGAUUCCCCGAAAAAGCUGAGCCUGGCGACCGGAGCAGUUUCGACCUCCACGGAAGUAGCAGCACUAUAUUUUGAUCUACUCCAACGUUCUUUCAAAAUGGUUUUUCAUAGAUAUAGUGAACAUUUGAUUUCAACGAUCGUCAUCUUGCUCACAUUAUGUAUGUGGCGGUGUGCUGCAUAUUUAUGCCACCAAGCCGAUGCAGAGAAGGAUACAUGCACAUGCCAAUUUGAUGAUCCAACCAAGAAAGUGAUCGAUUUUUCACCAAUCUCUCGCAAUGAUGGUCAACCAGAAUUUCCUUUUGAUGAAUACGGUACUACUGUGCCAGACUGGACAUACGCUUUCAACCCUUGUUCCAAAUUUGAUGGACCAGGGGUUUGCAAAGAAUCUUCUGUUUGUCAGCAGUCAAAGAGCACGCCUGACACUGUUUUCAACCUGGGUAAUCCUGCUCCUACCACUUGGAAUCCGGAAGACGAAAACACCAUCAAAGUCACCUAUGCUCCGACUGACGGAAGGACAUCAGUUGUUAGCUUCACUUGUGAUAAAACAGCUGUAACAAAGCCCAUUCUGAAGUUUGUUGACGAAAGUCCACCAAAAACUUAUAAUUUUGUCGUGAUGACGUGCCACGCUUGCCUUGAAACUGUACCAGGCUGUAUCAAGAAAGGAAACAGUAACAGUCUAACCCCGGGAGGAGUGCUUUGUAUCAUAUUCACAGUACUGUUGGUUGUGUACUUUGUAGGAGGUAUUCUGUUCCAAAAGUUUGGUCGUGGUGCGACGGGUAAAGAGCUGAUUCCAAACUAUGGAUUCUGGUCAGACUUCCCAAUAUUGAUUAAGGAUGGCUUUCUUUUCAUGAUAUCACCGUGUACUAAAGACGACGGAUACUCAUCAAUUUGAAAAGAGAAAUAACCUGUUAGCAGCUUGGCCGACCUUUGCAAAUGGCAAACCUAAGAUUUGUGCAUCUAUUGCUGAUCUGACGGACAACAUGAAUGAAAGUAACCUGUUGUAAUCAACAACAGCUUUUAAUGAUGUCAUCCCCUUAAAGCCCAUCUGCACUAGAUUGACCAGGGGGAUUACACCUCCCUGCAAGGUCACUGACAGGUGGUUAUCUCAUCAAAGCAGCUCUCAAUUAACAUAAG